Molecule: messenger RNA, 5192 nt
Organism: Anolis sagrei ordinatus
Lineage: Eukaryota; Metazoa; Chordata; Lepidosauria; Squamata; Anolidae
Source: RefSeq, a predicted model, not a curated record
GGCUCGCAGCUUGAGCGCGCGCUCGGACGCUCUGUCGCGUGCGCCUCAGGCUGCUGCCUCCAAGGCAAAAGGGAAGAGUCGGCAUAAACUUUCCCAGCAGGGAUUAGUGGCAAAAGCCAGGGGAGAUCCUCCCUCCUGCAAGAAGGGCUUCCCCCUUCUGCCCCGGCUGCUCCGGAUCCAUCGCUGGGGAAGCGAGGAUGGUGGACCUGGAGAGCGAAGUGCCCCCGCUUCCCCCCAGGUACAGGUUCCGGGAUUUGUUGCUGGGCGACCAAGGCUGGCAGAACGACGACAGGGUAGAAGUUGAAUUCUACAUGAAUGAAAAUACAUUUAAAGAAAGGCUAAAACUAUUUUUCAUCAAAAACCAGCGAUCAAGUCUCAGAAUCCGCUUGUUGAAUUUUUCACUCAAGCUGCUAAGUUGUUUGCUGUACAUCAUCCGAGUGCUCCUGGAUGACCCAUCCCAGCAACAUGGAUGAGGAAAAUGUUGGGGUUGUGGGAAGGAAAACUACUAUUUCAGGUAUGCAGGCAAUGAGAUUAAUUGGUCACCUAUCAUUUGGGUGAACAGAAGUUUACCUUUAUGGGGGCUACAGGUGUCAGUGGCUUCGAUAAGUUUGUUGGAAACUACACUCCUGAGCUAUCUCAGUUAUAAAGGAAACAUAUGGGAACAAGUUGUGCGGAUUCCUUUCCUGUUGGAAAUUAUUAAUGCUAUUCCUUUCAUCAUUACUAUUUUCUGGCCUGCCUUAAGAAAUUUAUUCAUCCCUGUUUUUUUAAAUUGCUGGCUUGCCAAACAUGCAUUGGAGAAUAUGAUUAAUGAUCUCCACAGAGCCAUCCAACGCACACAGUCUGCAAUGUUUAACCAAGUCCUGAUUUUAAUAUCAACAUUGUUAUGUCUUAUCUUUACAUGCAUUUGUGGAAUUCAGCAUCUGGAGCGAGCAGGAAACAAGCUGACUCUCUUUGACUCCCUUUAUUUCUGCAUAGUGACAUUUUCUACUGUGGGCUUUGGAGAUGUUACUCCGAAGAUCUGGCCUUCGAAACUGCUGGUUGUCAUUAUGAUCUGUGUUGCCCUUGUAGUGUUGCCGAUACAGUUUGAACAACUGGCUUAUUUGUGGAUGGAAAGACAAAAAUCAGGUGGAAAUUAUAGCCGGCACCGAGCUCAGACAGAAAAGCAUGUGGUAUUGUGUGUGAGUUCUCUUAAGAUUGACCUGCUCAUGGAUUUCCUAAAUGAAUUCUAUGCUCAUCCUAGGCUUCAGGACUACUAUGUGGUUAUCCUGUGCCCCACUGAGAUGGAUGUUCAGGUUCGAAGAGUUUUACAAAUCCCAAUGUGGUCUCAAAGAGUUAUCUAUCUUCAGGGUUCAGCGUUGAAGGAUCAAGACCUGUUAAGAGCUAAGAUGGAUGAUGCAGAGGCUUGUUUCAUUUUAAGUAGCCGAUGUGAAGUGGACAGACCUGCAGCUGAUCAUCAAACCAUUUUAAGAGCUUGGGCAGUUAAAGAUUUUGCACCCAAUUGCCCUCUGUAUGUUCAGAUAUUGAAGCCUGAAAAUAAGUUCCAUAUCAAAUUUGCAGAUCAUGUUGUAUGUGAGGAGGAAUUCAAAUAUGCAAUGCUAGCUUUAAACUGUAUUUGUCCAGCUACAUCAACACUCAUCACCUUGUUAGUUCAUACGUCAAGAGGGCAAGAGGGUCAGCAGUCACCAGAACAAUGGCAGAAAAUGUACGGCAGAUGCUCUGGUAAUGAAGUCUAUCACAUUAACCUGGAGGAGAGUGUGUUUUUUGCUGAAUAUGAGGGAAAGAGUUUCACAUAUGCAUCUUUCCAUGCACACAAAAAGUUUGGUGUCUGUUUAAUUGGUGUUAGAAGGGAAGACAACAAAAACAUUUUGCUGAACCCAGGUCCUCGCUAUAUUAUGAGUGCCUCAGACAUAUGUUUUUAUAUCAACAUCACAAAAGAGGAAAAUUCAGCUUUCAAGAAACAAGAACAGCACCGGAAAAAUCACUUAUCUAGAUCAUUUUACCAUGGCCCUUCUCGAUUGCCAGUGCACAGCAUAAUUGCUAGUAUGGGUACGGUGGCUAUAGACUUGCAAGAUACGGGAUGCAGAUCUCCAAGUGCAGCUACUUUAACCCUUCCUUCAGAAGCAGGCAAAGGGGGCAGAAGGCCAAGCAUAGCACCUGUGUUGGAGGUUGCUGACUCUACAGCUCUUCAUACCUGUGACCUCUUAAGCGACCAGUCGGAAGAUGAAACAACUCCUUCAGAUGAAGAAGUUUCAAAUGGCUUAGAGUAUUUGAAAGGCUAUCCUCCUUACUCCCCUUAUAUAGGAAGCUCUCCCACCUUCUGCCAUUUGCUUCAUGAAAAAGUGCCCUUCUGCUGUCUAAGGCUAGAUAAGGGAUGCCAGCAUAAUUACUAUGAAGAUGCCAAAGCGUAUGGCUUCAAAAACAAAAUCAUUAUUGUCGCUGCCGAGACUGCUGGGAAUGGACUCUACAACUUUAUUGUUCCUCUCAGGGCAUAUUACAGACCAAAGAAAGAGCUCAAUCCUAUAGUCUUGCUACUGGAUAACCCGCCAGAUAUGCAUUUUCUGGAUGCAAUCUGUUGGUUUCCAAUGGUUUACUACAUGGUGGGCUCCAUUGACAACCUAGAUGAUUUGCUAAGAUGUGGUGUGACCUUUGCUGCCAACAUGGUCGUAGUGGACAAAGAAAGUACUAUGAGUGCUGAAGAAGACUACAUGGCAGAUGCUAAGACUAUUGUAAAUGUACAAACCCUCUUCAGGUUGUUCUCCAGUCUAAGCAUAAUCACAGAAUUAACUCACCCAGCCAACAUGAGAUUCAUGCAAUUCAGGGCAAAAGACUGCUAUUCGCUCGCUCUGUCAAAAUUGGAGAAGAAAGAACGAGAGAAAGGCUCCAAUCUGGCAUUCAUGUUUCGUUUGCCCUUUGCAGCUGGCAGAGUUUUCAGUAUCAGCAUGUUGGAUACCCUGCUGUACCAGUCAUUUGUUAAGGAUUAUAUGAUCUCCAUCACAAGACUUCUACUGGGACUAGACACUACCCCAGGAUCUGGGUUUCUGUGUUCUAUGAAAAUUACUGAAGAUGAUUUGUGGAUCAGAACAUAUGCCAGACUUUAUCAGAAGCUUUGUUCUUCUACAGGAGACAUUCCUAUUGGUAUUUAUAGAACUGAAUCACAGAAGCUUACAACAUCAGAGUCUCAAAUUUCUAUCAGUGUGGAAGAAUGGGAGGACACAAAGGACAAUAAAGAACAAUUUAACUACCGAAGCAACCAUCGCAAUUCAACAUCCAGUGAUCAGUCAGAUCAUCCUUUGCUACGACGAAAAAGUAUGCAGUGGGCUCGACGACUGAGCCGGAAAGUGCCAAGACAUUCCGCAAAAUCAGCAGAGAAAAUAAGUCAGCAGAGAAUGAAUCUUUAUAAAAGAUCGGAAAGGCAGGAACUUGCUGAAUUGGUGAAAAACAGAAUGAAACACCUUGGACUUUCAACAACAGGUUAUGAUGAAAUGAAUGAUCACCACAAUACCCUUUCAUACAUCCUGAUCAAUCCUUCUCCAGACACACGACUUGAACUGAAUGAUGUUGUAUACUUGAUUCGCCCAGAUCCACUGUCAUAUGUUCCAAACAGUGCAACCAGCCGGAAAAGCAGCUUCUGCAAUGCCAUUGGACAGGAUACAAGGGAAGAAACACAGCUUUGAUGCAGCACAUAGAUAAUCUAUAAAGACAUUUUUUUAUACAAAUAGCUGUUUUGAAAUUUAGUGAAAAUAAAAUGAUGACUUUUUAUGAGAACUGGCAUAAUGGGCAUCAUGGUCCACUGACUGGGCAACCGACUCACUGGAAUUACCAGAAUAAAUCCAGAAACCUCUGUAUGAUUUCUGAUUACUCUCAUCAAGGGGUUAAUCAAAAUGCAGUGGAAUUGAAGAAAGUGUUUCAUAGCAUUGCUCAACAAAAGGAUGAUGUUUGUUAUUAUUUUGUCAAAGAGAAACUAAGCUUUAAGAUCUUCUUUUCAUCUACUGAUUUCAGCCAGACACUGUGGGGCAGUGACUAAUUCUUAUUCACACUACAUAGUUGUUAUUGUUAUUCCUGUGCCUAUGGAAUGAAAUGUUGCAGGUACAGACAAAGGUUCAAGCAACUCCUCUUUCUCUGAGUGUUUGGUCCUUGCUAAGGCAACAAAUGUCACUGAUGAAUAAUGGUAGUCAGAUGUAUACUUUAACUUGCCCAUAAGUCUAUUGAGUUAUAUCUCACACAAAUAGCUUCCUCAACAAAUACAAAAUUCUGUCUAUUUGAUAUCUAUCAAUUGGUUACUCAUGUAGCUUUGCAUAUUGAAAUGUUUAGCACAAAUAAUGAAAACAUAGAGAAAAGGCUGCCAAGUGGAUUUCAGUCCGAAAUAAAUAGCCUAAAGGAUUCUGGAGUGAGAAUAAUUCAAUAUUUUUUGCUUAUUUGGAAGUCAGCACAUUUAGCAAAGAUUUUUUUUUGCUGAAAAUUCAUUGAAAGAUAGGAGCCAGCAAAACUGGUAGACUGUGAAAUAUGGAAUGGAACGAAGUCAGAAUGCAUCUAUGAUGCAAUAAACUUGUUGAAACUAAGUGGAUGGUGAUCUAAUGACCUAGUUAGAUCACUAGGAGUACCACACACAAAAAAGGAAAUAAAUAUGGUAAGUGUCUUAUUAUAGGAGUGGGGUGGGGGUAUGGCAGCAAAUGUAGCUAAUUGUAUGUCUACAUAGUACAUAGGUUAAGGUUCAUAGGCUUGUAAUCUGCCAAGCGAGACUCAUGAACUAACACACAGUAGUCUGUGCUUUAACGUUUGGUGAUAUACUGGACAAAUAAUUCCCAGAGAAAAUGGAGAACACAUCAUCUGGGACAAAAGCCUUUGAGAUCUAAAAUACUCCAGGAAUUUUGAGUUGCCUACAUCAGUGGGGAAACUGUAAUGAUAGCUCCAGUAUUGCUCAGGCCCCAUCCUUGAGAACAUGUUUGAUCUUUAAUUCUGCUUAAAUGCAAACUCAAAUCAGAUGGCAGUUAUGAUGCUGGCUUUGGUGGAAUAAGCCAGUGAAGCAUUUACUGUUGCUUAAUAUGUCAAAGCUUUCUUUGUGUGGUCCACCUACAUGCCACACCAGUUAAAAGGCCUUAAAUCAGUGGUUCUCAACCUGGGGUCCCCAGAUGUUUUUGGCCUUCAACUCCCAGAAAUCCUAACAGCUGGUAAACUGGCUGGGAUUUCUGGGA